ACCUGGAAACAAAAAGUAAAAACUAAAAAACCAAAAAACAAAAUUGAAAGAUUUUUUUUAUUUAUUAAAAAAAAUAUAUAAAUCAAAUUUUGGGUGUUGGGGUUCUUUCUCAAUCCUAUUAAACUUACAUCUCAUCAAUUCGCACAUGUUUGACAUAAUCACACCCAUUCAUUUAAAUACUCCAAAACAAAACAAAAAAAAUUAAUAAAAUUCAAAAGCAAAAACAAAAACAAAAAUUAAUAAUUAUAAUUAUGAAAGUUGGAAUUAGAAGAGCGAGGAGGGACUGUUGGAUUUUUUAUGUCUUGAAAUUCUUUUAUUCAAGGAAAAUAAGAUUAUUAUUAAUAUUAUUAUUAUUCUUUUUCGUACCAAUCUCAUCAGAAAAACUCGAACUUUUCUUUUUUGGUUGGGUUGGCAUUUAUUGUUUUAGUUUAAUUAGUUUAUUGAAUGUUGUUAAAAAUUGGUACUUUUAUUCGUUGAUAAUUUUAUGAUGAUAAUUCUAAGCCUCACCCUUUUUGUUCCUUGACUAUUACGGUGUUUUUGGGUUAAAAGAAAAGAAAAGAAAACAACAAAUCAGAUUCCUUUCUCUUUUUCUUCUUCCCCAAACCCUAGUUCUUUCGUCUCUCAGAUCUUGAUCGUCUUCUCCAAUGGAGGCUGCCUCAGAAGAAGAAAACCAGAUUAAGAAUGAUCAUAAUGUUAAUAACAAGAUCAAUAGCUCUAAUGAAGGACAGAGCAAACCUAAGCGUCAGAUGAAGACUCCUUUUCAGCUUGAAACCCUAGAAAAGGCUUAUGCUUUGGAGGCUUACCCGUCGGAGACGAUCAGAGCCGAGCUUUCGAAGAAAUUAGCCCUUACUGAUCGGCAAUUACAGAUGUGGUUUUGUCACAGAAGGUUGAAGGACAAAAAGGAUGGAGGACCCGCUAAAAAACAGAAGAAGAUGGUGGUAGCAGCUAUGCCGGAAUCUCCUCCUAUUGAUGAGUUGAGAGUCGGAGCCGAACUGGGUAGUGAUUAUGGGUCGGGUUCGGGCUCCGGGUCCAGCCCAUUUGGUCCUUCUGCUGAGUUAAGGAAUGUGGCCUCGAGGAGCUUGGGUGAUGACAUGCCUCCAAUAGGAAGGAGGUACUAUGAGCCGAGACAGUCUAAGAUGGAGCUUAGAGCUAUUGCUAUUGUGGAGGAACAAGUGGGUGAGCCAUUGAGGGAAGAUGGCCCGAUUCUUGGGAUAGAGUUUGAUUCAUUGCCGCCGGAUGCAUUUGGUGCACCUAUAGUUGCUGAGCAUAAGCGGUCUGGUCAUAGAUACGAGGGAAAAUCAUAUGCCAAAUCAAAUAAAGCUACUCCAAGAGCUGUCCACGAAUAUGCUUUUCUUCCUGAUCCAAGCAGUGGCCAUAAUGAUGCCUAUGGACAAGUUUCCCAAUCUCAUAUUCAUAAUUCGGGAAAUGAACAGCUACCCAGGUCUCAAGGUCAUGGUUCUCGUGUUCGCCAUUCAUCUGGACCAGACAAACAAAUAAUUCCCUUCCCUUCACCAUCUGUUGAUGAUACCAGUCUGCCAAAGGAUUCUUUCACAAAUAUUAGAGUGAAUCCUCAUAUCAGUGAUAACCCAAUUAUUUCACCAGAAAAUAAUUAUAUGUUACCUGAUGGACAAAUUUGUCCUAAUGAAGCUGUUUUAAGGUUGGAGAGAAAACGCAAGUUGGAAGAAGCUAGAAUUACAAAAGAAGCUGAAAUUCAGGAGAUUCGGAUGAGAAAAGAGCUUGAGAAACAAGAAAAUCUAAGGAGAAAGCAUGAGGAACGAUUGAGGAAAGAAAUGGAAAGGCAAAAUCGUGAAAGGCGGAAGGAGGAAGAGAGGUUGAUGCGUGAGAAGCAGCGCGAGGAGGAGAGAUCAAAACGUGAACAAAAGCGUGAAAUGGAACGAAGAGAAAAGUUUUUGCAAAAAGAGUGUUUGAGAUUGGAGAAGAAGAGGCAGAGAGAAGAGCUUCGCAAAGAGAAAGAGGCAGUGAGACGCAAAGCUGCCCUUGAGAAAGCUACUGCACGUAGAAUUGCUAGAGAGUCAAUGGAGCUGAUUGAGGAUGAACAACUUGAGUUGAUGGAGAUAGCAGCUGCACAAAAGGGGUUACCCUCCAUAGUCUCUCUUGAUCAUGACACUUUGCAAAGUCUUGAAUCACUCAGAGAUUUUUUGGUUGCUUUCCCACCCAAGUCUGUGCAGUUGAAAAGACCAUUUGCAAUUCAGCCAUGGACCAAUUCAGAGAAGAAUAUUGGCAACCUUCUAAUGGUUUGGAGAUUUUUAAUUACUUUUGCCGAUGUUCUUGGGUUAUGGCCUUUUACUAUUGACGAGUUUGUUCAAUCUUUUCAUGACUAUGAUUCAAGGUUAUUAGGUGAGAUUCAUGUUUCUCUCUUGAAGCUGAUAAUAAAAGAUAUUGAAGAUGUUGCUAGGACACCUUCUAGUGGAUUAGGAAUGAGCCAAAAUGGAGCAGCUAAUCCUGGUGGUGGACAUCCAGAGAUUGUUGAAGGGGCGUACACAUGGGGCUUUGAUAUACGUAACUGGCAGCGGCACUUAAAUCCGUUAACAUGGCCUGAGAUAUUCCGGCAAUUAGCACUUUCUGCAGGCUUUGGGCCACAGUUGAAGAAGAGGAGUAUAGCAUGGUCAUACUUGCCUGAUAAUGAUGAGGGAAAAAGUUGUGCAGAUGUAAUUUCUACUAUUCGUAGUGGUUCAGCUGCUGAAAAUGCAUUUGCCCUCAUGCAAGAAAAAGGUUUAUUACUUCCACGAAGAUCUAGACAUCGAUUGACUCCUGGAACUGUCAAGUUUGCAGCUUUUCAUGUUCUUUCACUUGAGGGAAGCAAGGGUUUGACAGUGCUGGAGCUAGCAGAAAAAAUUCAGAAAUCUGGGCUUAGGGACCUGACAACAAGCAAAACUCCAGAGGCAUCAAUUUCAGUUGCUUUGACAAGGGAUGCGAAGCUUUUUGAGAGAAUAGCACCUUCAACAUAUCGUGUUCGAGCUGCUUACAGAAAAGACCCUGCUGAUGCUGAAGCUAUACUUUCAGCUGCUCGAAAGAAAGUACAAGUAUUUGAAAAUGGGUUUUUGGCCGUCGAAGAUGUAGAUGAGGUUGAAAGGGAUGAAGACUCUGAAUGUGAAGAUGUUGAUGAGGAUCCUGAAGUUGAUGAUUUAGCUACUCCAUCUAGUGUAAACAUAAUAACUGAAGAUUACAAAGAAUUAAAUACUUGCUCCGGAAGUGGAAAAGAUAAUUUAUGCAAUGAUGUUGCUCUAGUUCCGCAAACUGAGUUUGAUAAGGAUUCUUUAUCUGUACCUUUGAGUGGUUCCCAGGAUGCAAAAUGUCUAAGUGCCACGCCUGUGUGUUUUGUUGGUAGUGAAGAUGUAAGAGGCAGUGCCCCCGAUGAAGAAAAUAUUGAAAUUGAUGAAAGCAAUUCGGGUGAAUCUUGGAUUCAUGGUCUCACAGAAGGUGAAUACUCUGAUCUCAGUGUGGAGGAGCGUCUUGAUGCUAUUGUUACACUAAUCGGUAUUGCAAAUGAAGGAAACUCGAUCCGGCUUGUUCUCGAGGAUCGCUUGGAGGCAGCUAAUGCUCUCAAAAAGCAAAUGUGGGCAGAAGCACAUGUUGACAAAGGUCGCCUGAAAGAAGAGAAUGUAAUUAAAGUAGAUUUCUCAUCUCAAGUGGGAGGCAAGGCUGAAAUGCACCUUGCAAGGUCUGCUGCAGAUGGCAGUCAAAGUCCAUUACCUGAUAUUGAUAAUAGAAAUACUGAUAUGUCCCUCAGUGUUGCAGAAAAUCAAAGAUCAGUUUAUGAUUUGAAUAGUUUACAGACUGACCUCAACACUUUGCCUGCUGACAAAGCCUCAGUAGCUCAUGAAUUUUCCACUGGUCCUGACAACUUUCUAACUCAGCAGCUGGCAUUUGCAUCUAAAAGAUCACGCUCACAAUUGAAAUCUUAUAUUGCCCAUAGAGCUGAAGAAAUGUAUGUGUACAGGUCCUUGCCUCUUGGUCAAGAUCGUAGACGCAAUCGGUAUUGGCAAUUUGUUGCGUCUGCUUCCAGCAAUGAUCCAGGUUCAGGCAGGGUCUUUGUUGAAUUGCAUGAUGGAAAUUGGAGGAUUAUUGACACUGAAGAGGCCUUUGAUACCCUUUUGACGUCUUUGGAUGCACGUGGAAUCAGGGAAUCUCAUUUGCGCUUAAUGUUGCAAAAGAUUGAGACAUCCUUCAAAGAAAAUGUUCGUAGGAGUGUCCAGUAUUCAAGUACUACAGGCAGAGGUCUGACUGCUGUAAAAUGUGAAACUGAUGGCACAAAAUAUAGUCCUGAUUACCAUACUGGUUUUGACAGCCCUGGCAGCAUCAUUUGUGGUACGAAUUCUGAUUCAGAUAAUUUGGAAACAUCAACAUCUUUCAAAAUUGAACUUGGCAGAAGCGACUCUGAGAAGAAGGCUGCCUUGAAAAGGUAUCAUGAUUUUCAGAAGUGGAUGUGGAACGAAUGUUUAAAUUCAUCAACACUUCGUGCCCUGAAAUAUGGGAAAAAGAGGUCUGCACAACUUUUGGAAAUCUGUGAUUUCUGUAUCAUUUCUUAUUACUUUGAGGACUCCCAUUGUGUUUCUUGCCAUCAAACUUUUCAUACCACCAGCAACGAUCUAAAGUUCUCACAACACGUAAUUCAAUGUAAAGAGGAAAGAAAGUCAGAUCCUAGGAAUAUUCAUGUUUUAGAUACUUCUCUUCCACUGGGAAGCAGACUACUUAAGGCCUUAUUAGCCGUGGUUGAGACAUCAGUUCCACCAGAAGCUCUUCAUUCGUUCUGGACCUUAGACCAUCGAAAGUCUUGGGGUCGGAAUUUAAAUGCUUCUUUCUCCAGUGAACAACUUCUACAGAUAUUGACUAUAUUUGAGGGCAGCAUAAGGCGAGACUUUCUUUCAUCGACCUUUGCUGCAACGGACGAGUUGUUGGGGUCCCGCAAUUGUUCAAGUAAUGCUUUACAUGAUUAUUCAGACCACGGAUCGGUUUCCAUACUUCCAUGGAUUCCCCUUACCUGUGCAGCUGUGGCUUUGAGACUUUUUGAGCUUGAUGCAUCUAUAACCUAUCUACCUGAGGAGAAACCUGAACCAGCUGAGGAUAAGGAAUUUGGAGAAUACAUUAAGCUUCCUUCGAGGUUUACUCCUCAGAGCAAUGAUAAAGAUAUUGAACUGAACCAGCUAGACUACAAUGAAUAUGUGAGAGAAGAGAACUAUUCUCAGAAAAGUCUACAAAAUAAUUAUAAACGUGGGAGAGGGGGUCGUGAUCAAGCACGUGGUAAAAAGUUGCAGAAAAGGGCUAAUGGCUCUAAGUCUGCUGUGGCCCGGAGAAAUUCUAAUCAAGGAUUAAGGCAGCCAGGAAGAACACUUAAACAAGUGGGUGGAAGAGGUCGCCGGACUGUUCGAAAAAGAAGACCAGAGAGCAAGGUGGUUGAGGAGACAGUGCCUGUACAUAUGGUUGACAUUCACAGUAGUCCUGAGAGUGGAGGAGAAUCAACUAGAAAUUUCGGUGAAGAUUGGAAUUAUGAAAAGGUUGAUGCAGAUCAUUAUAUGGAUGAUGAUAACAUCAUCGGUGAAGAUGCAAUGGAAUCCGAUGACAAUGCCCAAGAAGAAGAAUAUGAACAAGGAAACUGGGAGGUGAGUUAUAAUGGUGUUGCCAGUGAUUGGAAUGGAGGGCUAAUGGACGAGAGCGAUGAGGAUGAGGAUGAGGAUGAGGAUGAUGCAGAUGCAGAUGCUUUCGAAGAGGAUGAUAAUGGCAUGGCAGAGGUUGAAGAAGAUUCAGAGGGUGAUGUUGAUGUGAGUGAGGAUGACGGCUCGGAUGAAAUACAACAUCCUCAAAAUAUUGAAGGCUCUGAUUUUUCAGCUUCAGAAGACUACAGCGAUUAAGGUGUCAAUAAUCAGGUGAUUGCCAGUCAACUUAACCCGUUGCUGCAUAAGAUUUUUUGUUGUGCAGCCUCCCUAGUGGCCAAUUUCGUAUUUAGGGAAGGGAGAUUGAGCGAGUUUCCCCUUGUUUUUUUUUUUUCCAAUUUUUUGGUUCACGAUUUUUAAUUCUUUAGUCAGUUGAUUAGAUCCCAGGAUAGAUUGCACUUGUAAUUGGAUAAGGAAAUAGGCAUAUUGUAUAAUCACGUAACAGAGAAAAUAUCAAUAGUUAAAUAUCUAAUAAAGGUUAAUCACCUUAUACUUAAAAAAGUUAGGAUGGUUGGUGUCUCUCUUCUAUAUUAUUCAUUGAACCGUGAUGGAAGGCUUUUUCUUUCUCUGGUGUUUCUUUUUUUUUUUUUAAAAAAAAGAACAUGUAAAUCUUUCCUUAAGAGAGCGUUCAGUACAAUAAGGUGGUGUUUUAUUUGAGGUAAUGGAAGAGAAUGGAAACGAAACAACUUUUAUUUUA
Cannabis sativa is the source of this 6369-nucleotide messenger RNA. Its product is annotated as homeobox-DDT domain protein RLT1. Gene Ontology annotation, molecular function: DNA binding. The record is from RefSeq and is a predicted model, not a curated record. The coding region runs from base 645 to 5870 and encodes 1741 amino acids. The transcript has 18 exons. Lineage: Eukaryota; Viridiplantae; Streptophyta; Magnoliopsida; Rosales; Cannabaceae. Gene Ontology annotation, biological process: regulation of transcription by RNA polymerase II.